Messenger RNA from Parus major (Great Tit), 5357 nucleotides. RefSeq names its product terminal nucleotidyltransferase 2 (gene TENT2). Gene Ontology annotation, cellular component: cytosol. The coding region runs from base 193 to 1719 and encodes 508 amino acids. Lineage: Eukaryota; Metazoa; Chordata; Aves; Passeriformes; Paridae. The transcript has 15 exons. The record is from RefSeq and is a predicted model, not a curated record. Gene Ontology annotation, molecular function: poly(A) RNA polymerase activity.
CACCCCCACCGCUUCCGGCCGCAUCCCGGCCGCUUCCUGCGGCGACUGUGCGCCGGGGCACGGGAUAGUGCUUCGCUGCAGGAGCUGGUAUCUGCUGCCUGGCCGGCACGGUGCUACACGCAGGCCUGCCCCGCCUGCCUCCGCUCAGGCCCUACCUUAAAGGGUACAUGUUCACUUCAAGCAGAAAGGAGCAUGUUGCCAAAUUCUUCCAACUUGGGUCGUCCACCCUUCACUCCGAAACAUCAACAGCAGAGAACUUUCUUCGCUAAAAUUCCUCUAAAUAUACCUCCUACUCUUCUUUCUCACCAGCAAAUUAUUGUUCCUCCAUUUCAUUUUCGCAGUGCAGUUGUUUCUAGAACUCUUUUGAGUGGGAACAUUGAAGCCGCUCCAGCUGUUACUCCAGUUGUUACACUGCAUCCAAUGACUUAUGGAAGUGUUAGUCCAGUGUCUACAUCAGAUGCCCUGACAUCAUUUCAAGGAAGAAAGAGACAAAGUCAACAGAGUCUUCCAGAUGAUGCCAAACGGCAGCGGAUUCAUUCACGUGAUUCUGACACAGCUGUAGUUACCCAAGCAGUGCCUUUACCGGAAGAACACAGACACUCCUUCCCAGCAUCAGUUUCAGUUCUGUCUCCAGUGUUGCAUGCCGGUGGCUCACCUGCCUUAAUUGGAUGUGUCCCUCCUUUGCAAGAUACUUUGUUUCUGGACCCUACAGAAACCACGCUCCCUGUUGCCAAUGACAAGUUAAGUCAACAGGUUUUGGAGUUGUUUCAGGCAUGUCAGCAACAGGCCUCUGAUUUGGACAGAAAAGAGCUCUGCAGAACAGAACUCCAGAGAGAAAUUCAGCUAAUUUUUCCACAGAGCAGACUUUUUUUGGUUGGGUCAUCACUGAAUGGAUUUGGCACUCGUACCAGUGAUGGUGAUUUGUGCCUGGUUGUUAAAGAAGAACCAGUGAAUCAGAAGACUGAAGCAAGACGUAUACUCAGCAUAGUCCAAAAACUCUUCUGUACUAAACUUUCAAGCUACAUUGAGCGACCUCAGCUGAUCAGAGCAAAAGUGCCAAUAGUGAAAUUCAGGGAUAAAGUCAGCAAUGUGGAUUUCGACUUGAAUGUAAACAAUGUGAUAGGUAUAAGAAAUACAUUCCUUCUGAGAACCUAUGCAUUCAUUGAGAAUCGAGUACGUCCAUUAGUACUUGUGGUUAAGAAGUGGGCAAGUUUUCGUGAGAUAAAUGAUGCCAGUCGUGGUACUUUAAACAGCUAUAGUCUUGUGUUGAUGGUUUUGCACUAUUUACAGACCUUACCUGAACCCAUCCUUCCAUCCCUCCAAAAAAACUACCCAGAAUGUUUUGAUCCUACUAUGCAGUUGUAUCUUGUUCAUCAAGCUCCACGUACCAUUCCUCCUUACAUCUCAAAAAAUGGAUCAAGCCUUGGAGAUUUGCUAAUAGGCUUCUUCAAAUAUUAUGCCACAGAAUUUGACUGGAGCCAUCAAAUGAUUUCAGUUCGUGAGGCCAAGGCUAUUGCAAGACCUGAUGGUAUUGAAUGGAGAAACAAAUUUAUUUGUGUAGAAGAGCCGUUUGAUGGGACAAAUACUGCUAGAGCUGUACAUGAGAAACAGAAGUUUGAUAUGAUCAGAGAUGAAUUUGCACAGGCUUGGCGGUUAUUACAAGACAAGAAAGACCUGAACUGUAUAUUACCUUUAAAAGCAGCCAAACAGAAAAGAUAACUAGCUUCUUUCAUUUUCCAUUUUUUUUGGAUCCUGCUGAAAUAAAGAACAGUGUCAAAAUCAGGAGGCACCUACCCCAUGGUUUUUACGACCUGUUUUUCUCUGUAAACUUUUGUUAAGGAAAUGUUUAUAAGGAUGUGGCAUAUUUUAUUAUCAGUGUUUGUUAAUACAGCUGUUCAUUCAAAUAUAUACUUUCUGAAAAUGCUUGCAUUGUUGACUUCUAGGAGAAACUCACAGCAAACAAGAGGAAUACAUCUAUUUUAAGGAAAGUACGGGGAUAUACUGACUUGUUUCUUGUGUGAUCUGUGUAACCAUUAAUUCAGACAAAUUUAGCCAUGAAAGAUAGACAUUCAAGGUUGAACCAUGUGCAAAUCUGACUACAUCCUUAAGGCACAGUGCACUACCAACUUCUUGAUGAAGAGAGAGUCUGUGUUUUACUUCUGCUCAAUUUAGCACUUUCCAGUUUUAUUUCACUUUUACUUGGAAUAAAAAGCAACUGUUUAUGAGAAUUAAGGUAGAUUAUGGUUGUUUGUAUUGUGAAUAUCAAGAACUAUAAUCUAAACUGGAAUUUUCAAGCAACAGUUGUACUGUGAAGAAGUUGAAGUAAAAAAGCUCAAUUCAAUGCGCAUAAACUCUUCACAUUCAAACAGAGUAGGAAGGAAAAUUUUUAGUGCUUCCUUUUACAUAUUUGAAGUAGUAGUGAUGUGUCUUUUGGAUAAGAAGACCAAUCAAAAUCAAAUCAGUGCUAAAAUAAGCUGGGCUUCUCGUUUGGUUCUGUGUAAAUGUUAGUGAAUUGGUCAGCCACUGUAAAUUGAAUCUAAAUAUGUAAUAUUGAAAAUUACAGCUCUUCCCAAAAAACUGCAAACCUUCUCUUAGACCUCCUAUAGCACAGUCUGUGUGUCUCAUAUAUUUGUUAUUGAAGACCAAUUAAUUUUAAAGACUGUAUUUUACCACUGAUAUCAAAUUCGUACUUCCAUUUUUUAAGUUUAGUACUUUAUAUGGUGUCCAGUGUAAUAAAGUUUAUAUAUGGAAGAUACGGGUUAUUUUUCCAAUUUAUGUUGUUUUAUACUGAGUAUUUAAAAUAUUUGCUAUAAUUAAGUAGAAUAGAAAAUGCUCCAUGAGGUAUGACCUGUGUUGCAAUUCAUCAAGAUCUGUCAUGGCUAUUCUGCAGUAUAUCUGUGAAUAGGCAAAAGUUUGGUUCAUUACAUUCUCUAACAAGAGUGUGAAAACCCUUAUAAUUGUAAAAUAACAAGCAUUAUGUCUUCUUGUGAAAACUUUUAAGUUCUAGUUUAUUUAGAAAUUCUGAGUACUGUAAACUAUAUGCCUGAUGUGGGAUUACUUCGUACACACUUCAUCACAGUCUAGUCUAUGUAGAAUUAUGCCUUGUUUCUGUGAUUGACUUUUCUUCUGCAAUUUAAACUGUCUUUCAGUUUUAAUAUGACUCUAGCAGUCCACUGAAAUGUUCUUCCUUCUUGCAUAUGUUCACCCUCAUUGCUCUUUCUGUAUAGGAGGAUGGUAGACUUGGGUGUCAGUGAAACAUUCACUUUGAUUCACUUUAUGUAAAAUUGAAGCACAAGAUUUUAGGACAGGAUAAUGUCUGGAUUCAAAGAUGCUCUACAAGCUCUAUGUAGAUUCUGGGGAAAGGGAGUGUUGGCUGUAUCUUCUUAAAAAAUAUAGUGGCUAUAUCUUUGUCUAGAAAAUUGAAAACUUUCCUGACUUAGGAUAAAUAAGAAGGGACAUAAAUGUUUAAAGUCGGUAAAAAUAUAUUUUAAGAGAGCUGAAUGUGAGAAACAAAACUUUAUAUAAUGCAUAAAACUUUCUUAUGAGUUUCUAUUGCAUCACUUAAUUGUGUCAACAUUUCUUACACGUUAAAUUAAUGCUUCAUGUUUGAAACCACUUCUUACUAACUCUUUUUAAAAGGUUAGUUUAAAAAAUUGUGGCAUCUCUGAGCUACUCUGUUAAAAUUGCCCUACGAGUUCAGUGGUAUUUUUAAUACUAGUUAAGGUCUGUAACCACAGUGGACUGUAUCUUUCAAAAGAAUCCUUUUGUAUGUUUUUCUUAAGUUUAUGUCCUUCUGAUAUGCCAUGAAAUAACCAGAAGUUCUGGAUGGAAGUUUUUCCCAAAUUUUUUGGAACAAGCCUGUUGAUAGAAUAUUUGUUAAAUAGCGGGCUGCAACUUUGUCAGAAAACUUCAGAUAUAAUAACACAAAAUAAACGUCUUGGGGAUAGUGGGUAGGAGCUGGAUUUUAACUUUGGAUUCAGUUCUGUAUAGUCUGAAGUUGUUAGAGGUUUAAUGACCUGGGUUUUCAUCUUCUCUGGGCAGGUAUCCAGAGUGAAAAAUGACUAAUGGCUAUUAUAAAUUUAGUAGUAAAGUUAAGUUUUCACUUUUCCUCAGCUUCAAAAUAAAAACUUUUACCUACUUAUCCCUUGGAAUACAUCCCAGCAGGAAUAUUUUUUUUCUGAGAGCUCUUUGGUAAAAAGUAAUUUUCACAACUGACUGAGGUUUCAGUGCAUGUGCAAGAUGUUGUCUUCUCUGGGAUUUAUUAUUGCCUUGAAAUACAACUGCUUUAAUUCAGCACUUUUUUUUUCUUUUUUUUUUUCAAAUUAUUAUUCUUGACUGCUCUUUUUGGCAUUGGGUUUUCUUGUCUUUUCUUACCUCACGUGUCAGACACCACUAGUGUGUUCUGUAGGAUUUUAAGAAUUCUCUUCAGUCCUUCAGGACUAAAUUAACAGGUUCAGAGGUGCACAGUAGGACCAAACGUUGACAAGAGCUUCACAUAUGGUGACAGUAAUGCAGAACUAACAUAGGCUAUACACUGUGAAACUUAAAGUUUCUCUUCUAGCUCUUGCUCUCACUUGUCCUGAAAUGUGAAUGUGUAAAUGAACUCUCAGUACUUUUAGGUGUGUGGACAGUAUAAGAUGUUACUUUUUAAAAAUCCCUCACAAAGAAAAUAUAAAUCAAUUUAAAGACUCACAUUGCAGGGUGAUAAUAAAAGGAUGAUUCAUAUAAAAAUAUAAGAUGAUUUGUAUGAAAGUGGAAGUUAGCAUUUGUGAAUAAAAUAUAUUUGUGAGUCCCAUACACUUAUUUGGAACUAGUGUUUUACUUGAACUUGGGUUACUGGACUCAAUUCACAGAAUAUUUGAUGUUAAAUUUAAGUCCAUCAGCAAAUGUCACUCUUGAUUUAUUGUACUGAAUGUGCUAUGGGUUGUCCUGUAUUUUGUGGUUUACUUUUUUUUUGCCUUGUUCUCUGUAAUCCUUGUGUAUUCAGAUAUAAAUAUUUCCCUUGAUUUUACUGACUAUGAUGCUUGUCUGAAGAGCAUGAAAGAAUGUGCGAUUUUGGUCCAUUUACAGGUCAAAUUCACUGGUGAGAAGUACAGAUAGAAAUAAGUUGAAGGGUUUCUGUUACUUGCCUUUCUCUUGCUGUGCUGAAGACUGAAUCAAAAACUUGUAUGUAUCAAUGAAUCAAAACAAUGUAUGUAUGUUUCAUCUAUAAGCAUUUCUAGAAAACUUGUAAUGCUCUUCCACAUGAAAAUUGAGAAAGAAUAUUCUUUACAUUUUGUUGUGUACACUAUGUUCAUGAUGAAAUAUAGAGUUUAAUUUCGUUUAAUAUCUGUUUCAAAUACACUUUUCAAAAAAAA